AUGCCGAUCUUUCAGUUACCAGAAAUUGUGCAACCAAGUUCCAAAGAUCCCAUUCACCAGCAUUUGGACCUAGUAUGUCCCUUACGGAAGCAGGGACUCAGACUUGACUUGAUUCAGACGCUGCCUCAUCAUGUGGGCACAGGGAUUUCACAAGCAGCCAAGCUUUCCAGAAUCUUUCCCUCUGCUGGUGAUAUUGGUCAACAAUCUUCACUGCACCAGUGCCCCACACUUCUGACCAUCAAAAAUUCAAGCAAGAUGAGUCCAUUAUAUUUACACUACUACUUCUGUGCUGCCAUUGCCACUAAUUCUCCUGGAGGAUUCUAUGCUGCUAUGCCGAGACUUAUUUGUCAUGUCAAAUAUUUCAUAGGUGGACAGGAUGGAAACAUUCUUAUCAGCAAGGGAGGAAGGCUCCAACCCACAGAGUUCAUCAUCCGCAGCAUGUUUGAGAUCAGUCACAAUGAUUUCAAUUUCACCCUGGAUGUAAAUUUCAAUCCUUCAAAUAUAUUUCAUGAAGAUUUCCCAGAUGUCCUCAACAAUCUUGCUCAUUUUGAGGGAUCGAUUCUGAGGGCAAGAGGAUAUGAGAAGCUUAGUGUUAUCCAUAAUUCACUUGGUCAGAGAUUGAUCAAAUUGAUGCACAGUCUCUUUGAAGUUGUAGUCAAUAAAGAACAUCCUGAGCGAGAUACUGCUAGCGAAGUUGAUGCCGACGACAACUACUCAACAGACUCGGAUGGCCUAAGCUCCGACUUCAACAUUACCACUUGGCCAGUGGCUGACCAAUGCAAAGGUCACUGGCAGGGCCUCACUUCGACACAUAUAAUUUGUCCCUUGCCAGCAUAUGAUUUGGAUCAUAACCUCAUCCUGCUGUCUGAGUAUGAGUCAAAGCUAAAGGGAGCACUUGUUGAAGUGUACAUGGCAUUUUGCCAUCAUCAGGUCAAAAGCACAAAGUGUGACAUUUUCAGUGCUGUUUUACGAGAACUUACUAUCCUAUCACCCCCUGCUGCCAUGCCAAGCAGUCCCUUCAAACAUCGCCAUCUCGCUGCCAGCCCUCUGACUAUAUCUUGA
Suillus paluster is the source of this 1062-nucleotide messenger RNA. RefSeq lists its product as uncharacterized. The record is from RefSeq and is a predicted model, not a curated record. The transcript has 7 exons. Bases 1 to 1062 code for a protein of 353 amino acids. NCBI's taxonomy places the organism in Eukaryota, Fungi, Basidiomycota, Agaricomycetes, Boletales, Suillaceae.